This is a messenger RNA of Bufo gargarizans (Asiatic toad), 2445 nucleotides long. It is a transcript of the gene SCIN, whose product is annotated as scinderin. Gene Ontology annotation, cellular component: cytoplasm; actin cytoskeleton. The coding region runs from base 89 to 2230 and encodes 713 amino acids. Gene Ontology annotation, molecular function: phosphatidylinositol-4,5-bisphosphate binding; actin filament binding. NCBI's taxonomy places the organism in Eukaryota, Metazoa, Chordata, Amphibia, Anura, Bufonidae. The transcript is spliced from 16 exons. Gene Ontology annotation, biological process: barbed-end actin filament capping; actin filament severing; actin polymerization or depolymerization. The record is from RefSeq and is a predicted model, not a curated record.
AUAUCAGUGCAGCACACUCGCAGGGUCCCAGCACACUGCGCUGCAGCUGCUCCAGAAGUUCCUUCUCUUUGUUCUUGCUGCAUCCACCAUGGUCCUCUAUCACAAGGAGUUCGCCGAUGCCGGCCAGAAGUCCGGUCUCCAGAUCUGGAGAAUUGAGAAAAUGGACCUGGUCCCGGUCCCGGAAAGUCUACACGGUAACUUCUACGUGGGAGACGCUUAUAUCAUUCUCCAUACCAUACUGAAGAGCAACAGCAAAUAUUACGACCUGCACUACUGGCUCGGGAAGGAAUGCUCUCAAGAUGAAAGCACGUCAGCCGCCAUUUUCACUGUGCAAAUGGAUGACUAUCUUGGAGGAAAGCCCAUUCAGUACAGAGAACUACAAGGCUACGAAUCCAGUGUGUUUGUUGGAUAUUUCAAAGGAGGGAUUAAGUAUAAGGCUGGUGGAGUGGCAUCUGGUUUCACGCAUGUGGUGACUAAUGACCUCACUGCCCAACGUCUAUUUCAUAUCAAAGGUCGAAGAGUGGUGAGAGCAACAGAGGUUCCUCUUAACUGGUCCAGCUUCAACAGUGGAGACUGCUUCAUCAUUGAUCUGGGAUCUGUGAUUUAUCAAUGGUGCGGAUCAACAUGCAACAAGUACGAGCGCUUUAAGGCUAUGCAAGUAGCGAACGGGAUACGCGAUAACGAGAGGAAGGGACGGGCGCAGCUGGUGGUCGUGGAAGAAGGGAGCGAACCGAAUGAACUAACUAAGGUUUUGGGUAAGAAGCCGAAUCUCCCGGAUGGGGAUGACAACGACGAAGUCGCAGAUGUCACAAAUAGGAAGAUGGCGAAGCUCUACAUGGUGUCUGAUGCCAGUGGGUCCAUGAAGGUCUCGGUCAUUUCAGAAGAAAACCCCUUCACCCACGCCAUGCUGAUUUCAGAGGAAUGCUUCAUCCUGGACCACUCUGCGGACAAAAAGAUCUUUGUAUGGAAAGGUAAAAAUGCAAAUGUGAGCGAGAGGAAGGCGGCCAUGAAGACAGCAGAGGAUUUCAUAAAACAGAUGAAUUAUCCCCUUAAUACUCAGAUCCAAGUGAUCCCAGAAGGAGGGGAGACUCCUAUAUUCAAACAAUUCUUCAAAGACUGGAAGGACCAGGACCAGAGUGACGGCUUUGGGAAGGUUUACGUCACAGAACGGAUCGCUCAGAUUAAGCAGGUUGACUUUGAUGCCUCCAAACUUCAUGAAUCACCAGAAAUGGCCGCCCAGCACAAUAUGGUGGACGAUGGAUCUGGAAAAGUUGAAAUUUGGCGUGUGGAAAGCAGCGGACGAGUCCCUGUAGAUUCCAGCACAUACGGACAGUUCUAUGGUGGAGACUGUUACAUUAUUCUCUACACUUACCCUAAAGGGCAGAUCAUCUAUACCUGGCAAGGAGCCAAGGCGACACGGGACGAGCUGACCACUUCGGCAUUUCUGACGGUGCAGCUGGAUCGUUCUCUGGGGGGCCAAGCAGUCCAGGUCCGAGUCACGCAGGGAAAGGAACCUUCUCACUUACUGAGCUUGUUCAAAGAAAAACCUCUUAUUAUAUACAAAGACGGUACAUCCAGGAAGGGGGGUCAGGCAACUCCCAGCCCCGUGAGACUCUUCCAGAUCCGCAGAAAUUUGUCUUUCAUCACUCGCAUAGUGGAGGUAGAAGCCGACGCCUCCUCAUUGAAUUCUAACGAUGUCUUUGUGUUGAAACUGAAGAAUAAUUCUGGGUAUCAGUGGGUAGGAAGAGGCGCCAGCGGAGAGGAAGAGAAGGGAGCGCAAUAUAUCACCAAUGUCCUCAAAUGCAAGACUGCGCGGAUAAAUGAAGGCCAGGAGCCAGAUGACUUCUGGAGUGCCUUGGGAGGUAGAAAAUCUUACCAGACGUCAGAGCUCCUGGGAUCACAACAAGGAGAUCACCCAACACGGCUGUUUGGCUGCUCAAAUAGGAGUGGGAGAUUUGUGAUUGAGGAGGUCCCAGGAGAAUUUACACAAGAGGAUUUGGCAGAAGAUGAUGUCAUGUUACUAGAUACAUGGGAACAGAUAUUUUUGUGGAUUGGGAAAGAUGCCAAUGAAGUGGAGAAGAAAGAAUCCUUGAAGUCAGCCAAACAGUACAUUGACACUGAUCCAUCUGGAAGAGAUAAAGGAAUUCCCAUUUCUACUGUGAAACAAGGACAUGAACCCCCAACAUUCACUGGCUGGUUCCUGGGUUGGGAUUACAGCAGGUGGCAGUAGUGAGCGGACUCACAGGAACCUGCUACCGUGAAGGCGCUAGUCUCAAGUUAUACCGUUCAUAUAGCUCCAGCCAUGUAGCCAUAUUCCCUGCUUUUAGUGGCUGUUUGGGAUAAAUAUGUUACUUUGAACGUCUGCAGUUUUUAUUUUUACAAGCAUUUCAUUAUGUUCAUGGUUUUCUCAGUGGAAAUUAAGAAUAAAUCUCUAUAUGUUUUGAA